Leptopilina heterotoma is the source of this 2414-nucleotide messenger RNA. RefSeq names its product putative helicase mov-10-B.1. Gene Ontology annotation, molecular function: ATP hydrolysis activity; RNA binding; 5'-3' RNA helicase activity. NCBI's taxonomy places the organism in Eukaryota, Metazoa, Arthropoda, Insecta, Hymenoptera, Figitidae. Gene Ontology annotation, biological process: regulatory ncRNA-mediated post-transcriptional gene silencing. The transcript has 10 exons. Gene Ontology annotation, cellular component: P granule; cytosol. Bases 285 to 2381 code for a protein of 698 amino acids. The record is from RefSeq and is a predicted model, not a curated record.
ACACGACUUGUGGAUGUGUGGAGAAACUAUUUUCGUCUUUCCAAUCCUAAAGUGAAAGGUUCAUCUAUACUAAAUUUUGUUCUUCCCCAUUUUUCUUCCAUUUAGUAUUACUUUUAUCAAAAUACAUAUAAACAAAUAUAAACCGUCCACCGUCCUUUUUUUAAAUAUUCAUAAAUAUUGAUCAAGACUUGUCAAAAUGUACUGUUAAUAUUGUAUCAUAAAAUGAAAAGUAUGUAUUAAAGUAUAUUUUGUUGAAUAUAUUUUAUAAGAGCGAGUACCAGAAAAUGUUUACUUCAUCUGAAAGAAGACGUCGUAAUUCGUCCCAGUGGCCUUAUGAAAAAUUACCAAGGGACGAAUUGUUACCAAUUUCCACGUAUAAUUUACCAAAAGAGCUAAAGCAAGUGUUAAAAAAUAAUUCGAAUAAAAAAAAUAAUGAUCAAUUUUGGACGUCAUUCUUAAAAAAAAUAUCGAAUUUACCUGACGUUGAAACGGAUUAUUAUGAGACUUUUAAAAAUCUACUUUAUCUGGAGGAAUUUUAUAAUAAUGAGACACUAGAAAGCACAUCGAAGGCAAAAACAAUUAGAAUUCUCUUUAAUGAGAAACAAAAUAAUUUUAAAAUUAUGCUAAAUAUUGAAGAUGAUCUUUGUUUUUUGAAAAAAGGAUCAACAUUCGAUGUGUAUAAAGAAGGCAGUAUUGUUAAGCAUCCACUGAAAAUUACUGAAAUUCAUUUCGAUCGUAUUAUCGUCGAAGCAGUUUAUCCAGUUAGUUUCGAAAAGCAGUACAAUUCACAAGAAUUUUACAACAUUGAACUCGAAUAUUCGAAUUGGCCGAACCGAGUGUGCCAUUUUGCAUUAGAAUUAUUAAUUGAUUCUAUAUCACUUGAUUCAUGUUUUAUUUAUGAAAAGAGAUUUUCAUUAAAACCAGAGGUAGAAAUUACAAACUGGUUCAAUAAGAAUAUUGAAAAAAAUGAGCAACAAAAGCAAGCUGUUCAACGAAUGGUGGGACGUACAUCAUAUCCGGAGCCUUAUUUAGUUUUUGGACCACCGGGAACGGGUAAAACGGCCACAAUCGUAGAGGCAAUUUGUCAAAUAAAUCGAAGAAGGGACAAUGUAUUAAUUUGUACCCCUUCUAAUGCUGCGGCCGAUGAGGUGACAAGAAGAUUGCUGCAAAAUAAAAUUGAUGACAAUGAAAUUUAUCGAAUGACAAGUAGAUCUGUCGACAGGAGGAAUAUACCGGAAGAUAUCGAGAUUUGUAUGAAUUUUGAAGAUGGAGAACUCGAUUAUUACCACAGUUCGGAGAUUUAUAGGUCUAAAAAAAUAGUUAUAGCAACACUCGUCACAAGUGCAAGAUUUCUGCGACUGCACAGUUUUAGCAGAUAUUUUAAUUAUAUUUUCAUUGACGAAGCGGGACAAGCAACACAACCGGAAACGCUGAUCCCUAUCGCUAUCUCGAAAAAUCACUCGAAAUGUCAAAUUAUCAUGUCAGGUGAUCCAAAACAAUUGGGACCGGUUGUAAUGACAAAAUAUGGCGAUCAUUUACUUGGAAAAUCGAUGCUGGAGCGUUUAAUGGAAAAAAGCGAACUUUACAAAAAGGGUUACAACAAUAAAUACGAUCCGAAUUUUUUAACGAAACUAGUGAAGAACUACCGCAGUCACGAGGCAAUUUUAAAAUUACCAAAUUUUCUUUUUUACGAAAACGAAUUGAUAGCAUGCGCGGGAAAUAAUGUCAAAAUUGCUGAAAAUUGGACUCUACUGCCAAGAAAAAAAUUUCCAAUUAUUUUUCAUGCUGUCUAUGGCUAUGAAGAAAUCAACGAAUUGCACAGUGUCGCAAAUGAAGCGGAAGUGAAAAUUGUCAUUAAAUAUAUAGAAAAGCUAAUUCAUGAUGGAUUAGAUGGUAUUAAAAUUGAGGGAAAAAAUAUUGGCGUAGUGACACCAUUUAGAUGGCAGAAAAGGAAAAUUAAUGAAAUUCUGAAUGAGAAAAAUUUCACAGACAUUUCAGUUGGUACUGUCGAAAAUUUCCAGGGGCAGGAAAAAGAAAUCAUCAUUGUAUCGUUAGUGAGAUCAGCAAUAUUUGUGCAUGAAGGCAGAUAUCACGUAGGAUUUUUGUCCAACGAAAAGAGAUUUAAUGUCACGAUCACUAGGGCAAAAUCUUUAUUAAUUGUCAUUGGACAUCCGAAAGUAUUACAAAUAGACAAUUGUUGGAAAAAAUUUAUGAUGUAUUGUAAGGAAAAUGAAGCCUGCCGCGGAGAUAAUUUUCACUUGAACGAUGUUUUUUCCGCAAUUGAAUUGAAAAGUCUCGUAAACAACAGAAUUGAAAUUGUAGCAGAAGACGAAGACAAAAAGAGGAGAGGUUUCACAUUAGGUGACUUUCUUAGAAAAUAGUAAUUUAAUUAAGAUUUUUUUUUUAUUUCUUCA